Molecule: messenger RNA, 2240 nt
Organism: Equus caballus (horse)
Lineage: Eukaryota; Metazoa; Chordata; Mammalia; Perissodactyla; Equidae
Source: RefSeq, a predicted model, not a curated record
GAAAACCUGAAGUAACCUCAGGCUAACCUUGUGAUUUUGGAAAACUAAACUUGCUGGUGAAUUAACUGGGGGUAACAGGCUCUUAGCUAACUUUGUACAGCCGCAUUUGCAGUGUUUCAGCUGCAUGCCAACAAAGAUGAACCAGAAUGCGUGAAGUGUUUCCAAGGUUUUUAGAACUUCAACUGUAAAAAUGGGCAGAAUUUUCCUUGAUCACAUCGGUGGUACCCGUCUGUUUUCUUGUGCAAACUGUGAUACGAUCCUGACCAACCGCUCAGAACUCAUCUCCACUCGGUUCACAGGCGCCACUGGCAGAGCAUUUCUUUUUAACAAGGUGGUUAACCUGCAGUACAGUGAAGUUCAAGACCGGGUCAUGCUCACUGGCCGCCACAUGGUUCGAGAUGUGAGCUGCAAAAACUGCAAUAGCAAACUGGGAUGGAUCUAUGAGUUUGCCACUGAAGACAGCCAGCGUUAUAAGGAAGGCCGUGUGAUCCUGGAACGUGCUCUAGUUCGAGAGAGUGAGGGCUUUGAGGAGCAUGUACCAUCUGAUAACUCUUGAAGAAAAAGAGAGAACUCCAUCUUUUCCCAGGUCUCCUUCACUGAAAACAAAAAUCUACUUACAUACACUGUCACCUUAGCAUCAGAGUCGGAUUCAUGAACUGAGGAACAAGAGGUUGUGAGAAUCUAAGAUGGAACCUUUCUUUCUUUCUUUCUUUUUUUAAAAUUUUCUAUUUUCCAUCCAACAGCAGUGUGUAGAAAGAAUAUUAUGCAGAUGCCGAUAAUUUUUUUCCCCGAUGUUUACAUCUUGAGGCAGAAUAGUCUGUCUGCAGCUACAUGGUGGGCUAUGUGAGGAAAAAAAUCUGGGCUAUUAGAGUGAAAAAGUGUGUUUUCUGUAAAUUUUGAAAGGAAAAUGUGUCAAGAGCAUGGUUUUUAAACUUAUUUGAGCUUCAUUUUAAGACUUUUUUUAAAAACCCAAUUAUUUCAUUUGAUUUGCUAGCUUCAGAGAAGAGAUCCGAAUUUGUGACCAGCGCUAAAGGUUCAGUGUUAGUAUGGCUUGUGCUGGCCAUUGUGCCAUAUUCUUGUUGGAGAUGAACCGUAGCACCAGAGCCCAUUCUUCCUUGUCAGUCUUGACCCAAAGAUGUCAGCAUUCUUAGUUAUUUGUCACCACAUAAUUGGUGUUGAUUGGAAACUUCCUGAAGUGGGGCAGAACUGCUUGGUUGUCUUUUCCAUGUAACUUAAGCAUAGUAAUAUAAAUAAAGUAAUAGUUGGAUGUUUUUGGUCCUGUGUUGCUUUUAAAAACACCUUUAAAAAGAGCAGGGUAUUUGACAAGUAAUUUUCAUAGUAGUGUUUCUUUUCAUCUCUUAAGCUAAAUUGACUGUGUAUAAGGUAUUACUUUGUUUAAAUUAAAGCAUACUGUUUAAACGCACAAUAUUGCAUUUAGAAAACAGUUGAACAGAACAUCAGUGUGCAUUCAUGCAGAAAGCAUUUCAUCUGCAUCUCUUUUAAAAGAAGGGGGAAAAUGCAGCAACCUAACUAAAAACACUGCUUCAUGAAGUGUUUCUGCCUUUCCUCCUCAAUUUUGCAUUGAUUUUGACAAGUCUGUAGAGCCUAAUAGUUUCAUCAAAGGAUUAGAUCUCUUAGCAUUAUUUUCUCAGAUCUUCCCUCAGAAGUUCAGCUGUCGAAAUAGAAACUGUACUUUCCACUUGAAGGGAUCAAAUUUGACUCAGGGUGUUAUUUUAGCCCCAAAUUUACAACAUUAUGAAGUGUUAAAAUGUAAAUGUUUCUUUAUCCAAACUAUUUCUAGAUAUUCUAGUAUUUGCUUCUGGUGGAAAAGUGACAUUUAAAAUUGGCUAAUUAUUUAAAUGAGUGAAUGGAUGUUUGAGUGCUCAAUUUCUAGGUCUUUGUCUAGAAAGGAAAUUUGCUUCAAUUAACAAAAUCUGUCUCUGAUAUUAGAGGUAACUCCUUAGUACAGUUAAGAUUGUUUCUCUUAUUUGCCUUUGGGCUCUUGGUUAGAGGCAUAGGUCUCUGAUUAAGUAGGUGUAUAUUACUGCAUUUGAGAUAAGUGGACACAAAUUCUUCUCUAUCCUUGUUUUACCAUGGACUAAAUCUUCAAGCAUUAAGAAACAGCCUUCAUUCCCAUUCAUUUCCAUACUUGCCUUUGAUUAUAUGCAGAUUCCUAGUAGCAUGCCUACCUACAGCACUAUGUGCAUUUGCUGUCACAAUAAAGUAUAUUUUGUCUUGCA